AUGACACCAACCAGGGUUCUUGGCCUUCCCCAGUCAGUCGAAAUUGAUCAGAGGCCAGACAAGAGAUUCAGGCAAGGCUUGAUGGGGCCCCUGCCGCAGCAGAGGGAGGCAGGAACAAACAGCCCCCCUUGCUUGCUCGCUGAGGGAGUUGAGCUGGUUCCUUAUACGAGGCAAGUAGGGGUGUGUCCAGGGUUUGGCCCAGAGCGGCGGUUAGGAGGCUUGCCCACCCCUGAGGUGGUGUUGAAUGCAGCGGCCACGCCCAGCAGACCCUGCUUUUUUGCUUUUUUGGCUGCUGGUUGCUCAGCAGUGGCCAUGGGGUUUUUGGUCUUUUUGUAG
Molecule: messenger RNA, 336 nt
Organism: Rangifer tarandus platyrhynchus (Svalbard reindeer)
Lineage: Eukaryota; Metazoa; Chordata; Mammalia; Artiodactyla; Cervidae
Source: the annotation of a GenBank genome assembly